Eleginops maclovinus (Patagonian blennie) is the source of this 1230-nucleotide messenger RNA. RefSeq names its product trypsinogen-like protein 3. The transcript has 5 exons. The record is from RefSeq and is a predicted model, not a curated record. The coding region runs from base 66 to 845 and encodes 259 amino acids. Gene Ontology annotation, molecular function: serine-type endopeptidase activity. Gene Ontology annotation, biological process: proteolysis. NCBI's taxonomy places the organism in Eukaryota, Metazoa, Chordata, Actinopteri, Perciformes, Eleginopidae.
UAGGUAUAAAAACAGGGGACAAAUCUCACGCUGUCAGAGACACAGACCAACACGACAAAAUCAACAUGAAUCUUCUUCUUCUGGUGGUUGCUUUGGGGCUCGCAGGAGCGUAUCCCCUGGAGGAAUACAAGGUGUGCCAGCCUCACUCCAGACCCUGGCAGGUGUCUCUGCAUGGUGGAGGAGUGUCCUGCAGUGGAGCGCUCAUCGACCCUUGGUGGAUAGUAACCUCGUUUGAAUGUGCACCCACACCCUACAGUACCAUUGCAUCUCUUGGGGAGCACGACGUUAUGGUGGAGGAGGGCACCGAGCAGCACAUUUACGUUGCUGAUGUGAUCAUUCACAGCCCCUACCGCUCGCCCCUGCACAGCCUCACCAUGGUCCGCCUUGCUGAACCCGCCCUCCUCAACCAGAACGUGAAGCCCAUCCCUCUGCCCAGCCGCUGCCCCCAGCCUGGAGAGUCCUGCGAGGUCAGUGGCUGGGGAUCCACCGUCCCAAAUCAAUAUGAGCCUGCUCAACACCUGAAGUGUAUAAAUGUGCCUGUUGUGGAUGACGAGACGUGCAUGAACACGUUCCCCGAGUACCUUUUCUGGAGCCCGGGCAUGGUCUGCGCUGGAGAAGCAAACACAACAGACAACUGCCUGAGGGAUAGAGGCAGUGUGAUGGUGUGCGAUGGCCAGCUGCAGGGGGUGCAGUGGUUCAAUCACGCCUGCAAUGACCCGGACGACCCGAGCGUCUACACCAAACUGUGCCUCUACAACGACUGGAUCAACAAUGUGAUGGACCGCUACGUGCCCCCUCUGCCAACCGACAUCACUACAGUGAUGAUGACUGCAGGGAGAGAAUAAUUCAUACACUCAUGUAUUUGUUCCACUCUGAGCAGUUUGUAAAGCCCGUGAUGGAAAGGAGCAGGGAGAAGAAAGUCCUGCUUAUUCAAAUUUAGCUGGUCCGUCAUCAGCGUUGCUUAACAUUACCUGUCAUCUUCACACCAUCUAUUGUUUUUCUAUACAUUCCCUUUAAAUCAUUUGGUAUCAAAUUCCACUUUUUGGCCCAGACAUACACAUCUGUUCAGUUAAAUGUAUUUUAAAUCAUUUUAAGACGUAUACUUUCUGUGGAUUUUCUUGUAAUACUCAACACAAGAAAUCAAGUCCGUAAUUCAAUUAAAUCUGUAUGUUUUAACAGCUCUGAAUCAUAUAAACACUGUUAAACUCUUCAAUAAACAUUGCUCUCUGA